GCGGGCAUCGGGCAGGUGCAUAAGUGCAUUGAUACCUGGGCAGCGGGGUAGCGCCUUUAGACCCUGGUAGGUUCCUUCUUCUCCCUUCGGCGACAGCUUCUGUUAACUCUCCCGUCGUUUACGAUUCUGCGCCGGCGGCUAUUCGAUUAAGCGACUCUCCGUCGUUCCAUUCGGCCGGCGGAGGGCCGCUGGGAGGCAGAGACCGCGGGAAGCAGCCGAAGCCGCGGCGCAUUCCUUGUCAUCUCUCUUAUAAUCGGCCGGUGUGCCCUUCGGGGAUUCUUUGUAGGGAACAUUCCUAGUUUAACCCAACCACCGGCAUCUUUGCUUAGCUUUUGGUUUGCUUGUACCAUCGUGUGAUUUGCUAGGGUUUAUGAUUUAUCAUCGAUCCAUUUCGUUUUCUUGAUUCACAAGAUUUGUGUUGAUUUUCAUUUUAAUAGUGAAGAAGGGGAAUGACUACAUCCUCAGUUCCCAACUCUCCUCCCUCAAAGAGGCCACGAUAUGCUCCGCCAGAUCCAACUCUUCCCAGUCCUUGGCGGGCUCUGAUCGACGGCAGCACUGAUUACCUGUACUACUGGAAUCCGGAGACCAAGGUCACCCAGUACGAGCGUCCUGUCUCUGAGGACCCACCACCGACCUUGGUUGCUUCACAACUGCGACCUGGAGUGAGCUCAUCCAUGCAACAGCCUAAGCAACAGUCGCCUUUAGCUGUCCCUGAAGAGAAUGCGAAUCAGAAUCCCUGUCAGUAUGUAGGUAGUCGAUCCAUUGGUAAUCCUUCAAUCAUUGAUUCAACUGAGUUUGUGCAAGAGCCAUCCAUAGUGAAACAUCACAAGCAAAGUUCAGCAAAAUCUGGUCCAGCUUCUUCAACUGCAGAAGCAUAUCGACGUCAGCAUGAAAUAACUGUAACUGGAGAUGUUGCUCCAGAUCCAUAUAUGACAUUUCAAUCUACUGGCUUUCCACCUGAUAUUCUUAAAGAGGUGCAUCAUGCCGGCUUCUCGGCUCCUACACCAAUUCAGGCUCAGUCAUGGCCAAUUGUCUUAAGGGGGCGUGACAUUGUGGCCAUUGCAAAGACAGGAUCAGGAAAAACAUUAGGCUUUCUAAUGCCAGGGUUUGUUGUUCUCAAACGCAAUCAUAAUAAUUCUAAGAUGGGUCCUACUGUACUAAUUUUGUCACCAACGAGGGAGCUGGCCACUCAAAUACAGGAUGAAGCAGUCAAGUUUGGUAAAUCAUCAAGAAUAUCUUGUGUGUGCUUGUAUGGAGGUGCUCAAAAAGGACCCCAGUUAAGAGAGUUGGAUCGUGGAGCUGAUAUCAUUGUUGCUACACCAGGACGUUUGAAUGAUAUUCUGAAUAUGAAAAGAUUAAACCUCCAUCAAGUCUCAUAUUUGGUGCUUGAUGAGGCUGAUCGGAUGCUUGACAUGGGUUUUGAGCCACAAUUAAGGAAAAUAGUGGAUCAGAUACCAUCUAAGCGUCAGACUCUUAUGUUUACUGCAACCUGGCCAAAGGAAGUUCGUAGAAUAGCUGCAGAUUUUCUUACUAAUCCUGUUCAGGUUAACAUUGGCAAUACUGACACACUGGUUGCUAAUAAGGCCAUUACUCAGUAUGUAGAAGUCAUUACGCCUAUGGAGAAACAUAGGCGAUUAGAACGCAUCUUGUGUGAACAAGAACCAGGAUCUAGAAUAAUAAUAUUUUGUUCAACCAAACGAAUGUGCGAUCAGCUUGCUAGGAAUCUCAGUCGUCGUUUUGAAGCAGCUGUUAUUCAUGGCGACAAGUCUCAGAGUGAGAGAGAUUGUGUUUUGAGCCAAUUUCGCAGUGGGAAAUCACCCAUACUUGUAGCUACUGAUGUAGCUGCCCGAGGCUUGGACGUCAAAGACAUCAGGGUUGUGAUCAACUAUGAUUUCCCAACAGGAGUUGAAGAUUAUGUUCACAGAAUUGGGAGGACAGGGAGGGCAGGUGCUAAGGGAGUAGCAUAUACAUUUUUCUGUGAUCAAGAUUCUAAAUUCGCAGCAGAGCUUGUUAAAGUUCUGAAGGGUGCUGAUCAGCAUGUUCCCUCAGAAUUGCUGGAUAUGACAUCACGUGGUGGAUAUGGUGGUAGAUCUAGAAGAUGGGGGUCUGGCUCUGAUGCUUAUGAUAACAAUGCUUAUAGCGGUGGUGGUUGGCAUGAUAGCCAUGGCCAAAGUAACAACAGAUUUCAGAACAUGGGUCAAAGCUCUAGCAAGUGUGGCUCUGUGAGUGUGGAAAAUGCCCAACAAGACUGCAGCAGCAAUCCCUGUCAUGAUGAUUGGCGUGGAGUAGAAAAUGUUCAUCAAGACUAUGAUAGCAAUCCUUCUCAGGAUGGUAGGCAGGAUAACUCUAGCCGUGAUGGAACUGAUGAUGGUCAAGGAUACAGUUUUCAUGCAUUAUUCUAUCCCAGGUCCCAGGGCAACUCUGAAGAUGGUCACAAGGACAAUCCUGCCAUCAGUUGCAAUCCAGGUAUUCCCAAUCAGAGCUCAGGACACAAUGCUGAAAGUAGCAGUCGCAAACGAAGUAUCAGCCCAAAACAUCGUGGAUGGGCUGACAGUCAUGGUCAAAGUAACAACAGAUACCAGAGCCAGGAGCAUAGUAGUAAGUGUGAUGAUGUGAACAUGGAAAAUGUCCAAUUCGACUGUGAUAGCAAACCUUGUCAUGGUGGUCAGGACGAUAUUACUAGCUGUGGAGAAAAUGGGGCUGGUCUAGGAUACAGUUUUCACGAGUUAUUCUAUCCCAGGUCAAAGGGCAACUCCGAAGGUUGUCAUAAUGACAAGCAUUCUCAAUCAGAGUUCAAAACAUAGUGCUGAAGUUGGAUAGGGUGUUCGGGAAGCACAUGCAAAGAUGGUGGCUAGGAUUCCGCAUGACAGAAUCUGAAUCAUGUUGAUGGUAACAAAUGCGUUUGCUUGUGGUUCUAUUGCAUGGUGAUUUUGAUAUAUGUUUGAAAUAGGAUAUAUGGAUAUUAUUUUGGUGCUUGUCUAAGGUGAUUACAGUGUAUUCAUCACAUAGAUUACAAGCAAGCUUUUGCUGUACAUUCUUUGGCUAAGUUAAGAUUGUUUUAUGACUCCAUAGUUUAUAUA
Messenger RNA from Zingiber officinale, 3080 nucleotides. RefSeq names its product ATP-dependent RNA helicase-like protein DB10. Gene Ontology annotation, cellular component: cytoplasm; ribonucleoprotein complex; nucleus. The transcript is spliced from 9 exons. The coding region runs from base 450 to 2804 and encodes 784 amino acids. The record is from RefSeq and is a predicted model, not a curated record. Gene Ontology annotation, molecular function: RNA helicase activity; RNA binding; ATP binding. Lineage: Eukaryota; Viridiplantae; Streptophyta; Magnoliopsida; Zingiberales; Zingiberaceae.